This is a messenger RNA of Yamadazyma jaroonii, 1197 nucleotides long. Lineage: Eukaryota; Fungi; Ascomycota; Pichiomycetes; Serinales; Debaryomycetaceae. The record is from the annotation of a GenBank genome assembly.
AUGGAUAUUGAUGCAUUAGUUGAUGAAUUAUUCACCAAGAGUUGGUCGAAAAUCAGUAAUGGUUCCAAGAGUAACGAGUUCAUAUAUGCCUCACAGUUUACCGACUUGAUGGAAGAAGUGCAAACCACGAUAAGUUCAGGGAAUUUGUUGAAUGAAUCAGAAGUGAAAUUCUUGAAAGAAAUGAUAAAUAACAAACCACUUUUGAAAUUGUAUAAAAGUGAAUUAUCAACAUUUUUGUUGAAAAUGGUUGGCUAUUCCUCAUUGACGAAAUUCAUUACUGACAGGGCAGGUAUUUCACUUUUCAAUUUGAAAUUAAUUUUAUCAAAUCCUUCAAACACUAGAUCACUAAGACGAGAUAUACCCACCGGAUCAGAGACGAAGCCCCAUUCUGCUCGUCGAUUUGAGCCUGAUGUCACGUCAACUCCGGUUAUAAAUAGGGCCAAAUCUCAUGAAGGAGAGUAUAAUUCGAUUCUUCUCAAGGAGAAACAAAUAAUACAAAGAGAUAAUGAAAUACUGGUUAUGGCUACAGAAAAUAAAGUACUUCAAACAGAAUUAUCAGAGAAGAACAGUAAGAUAAGAGAAUUGGAGAACAAAUAUAGAGAACUCAGUUCCUACAUAGAGACGUUGGAAAUGAAGUUUGAUAACAAGAGUGACUUAAGUUCCAAUAGUGAUAGGCUAAUCAUAAGGGAUUUGGUCUCCAGGUGUAACGACAGAGACAAAACAAUUAAACAUCUUCAAACAGUUAUAGAAGACUAUGAAAAUCAAGUUCAUGUAAACGAAUCAAACCCAAUAAUCACUAAAUUAACCAAUUCGAUAAAAAUUCAACAACAGCUUAUCGAUGCAUUAACUGAAAAAUUAAAUUUAAAAGACUCAUCCAAAGAAUUGACUAGCUUUGUAACGAAACUUCCAUUCUUGAAACAAUUCUAUAUGUAUUUCAAUUAUCAACGUCAGCACAAGAAUAUGGGUAUGAUAUUCAUGAAUGUAUUGACGUUGUUCUUAUCCAGCAUUGUUAUGAUGACAGGAUUAAGAAUAGUAUUCUUGAUGGUUUUGUAUGUUCUUAGUGGAGAGACCAGAUUUGAAUAUGUUCUUCAGGAUGAAGACUAUGAUAAAAUAUCUAUUAAUUGGUGGCAAGAGUUCGAAUGGUUGGAAUAUUUGAUGUAUAACCUUAAUGAUUGGCUUGAUGGUUAUUCACUGUAA